Molecule: messenger RNA, 550 nt
Organism: Lactuca saligna
Lineage: Eukaryota; Viridiplantae; Streptophyta; Magnoliopsida; Asterales; Asteraceae
Source: the annotation of a GenBank genome assembly
AUGCUUUUAACUCAACCAAGGUUAUUUUGUCCACCGAUCCACCGCCUCCAUCAUCAGCUUCUAAAUUCUCAAUGUCUACUCCACCGCUCGCCUUUUCUGCUGGGUUACUACACAUUUUCGGGUCGUUGGACCCCGCUAUUAUCUAUGUAUUCGAGCUUUAAAGUGACUGAUGGUGAUGAAACAGAGGUUGAAGAAGCCACUGGUUUCUCUAUAUUUUCUUCACAAUCAAACGAUAGUAGUAGCACUGUUAACAUGUCAAUUAGGUCGUUCUUUGCAUGUCUGAAAGAAGUCUUACUGAGUUUAAGCCAAUUUGUAGGUUGGUUAGGACAUAAAGUUGAAGUAUACUUCUGUUUUGCAGCUAAAGAGUCACUUGGUAUCGGAAAUUAAAGAAGGAGGCGAGCUUCAAAGGAAUCUAAAUGUUAUUGAGAUACUUAAAAAACAUUUUACUUUCUUUGAGUUUAUUUAAUUUUAUUUUGUAUUAUUAUUUUUUAUAUGUUUUUGCGAUGUAAUUCACAUCCAACCCAUGCAAAGCAUGGGCACCUACACUAGU